This is a messenger RNA of Arthroderma uncinatum, 1500 nucleotides long. RefSeq names its product F-box protein. The transcript has 2 exons. Gene Ontology annotation, molecular function: cis-regulatory region sequence-specific DNA binding; protein binding. Gene Ontology annotation, cellular component: nucleus. The record is from RefSeq and is a predicted model, not a curated record. NCBI's taxonomy places the organism in Eukaryota, Fungi, Ascomycota, Eurotiomycetes, Onygenales, Arthrodermataceae. The coding region runs from base 1 to 1500 and encodes 499 amino acids.
AUGAGAAAUUACACAACAGGAUGCGAAUUGGGUGACAGGGCGGCGGUGCGGCUCAGUCUCGAGCCCGCCGAGUUGUUACCGGCCAACGAUGAGAAGCCCUCGCCUGAUGAAGAUGCUAUCCCGGCCCAUCCACUCGGAGUGAAGCCUGCUGGCAACGGUCUGACGGCGUCAUGGGACAUCCGGCCGGCGAUGGGCGGCUUUGCUCUGCUGCCGGACGAGCUGAUACUGAUACUGCUAGAGUCGUUUGAUGCGUCUACGCUGAGAUGUCUGGGUGCGGCCUGCAGGGCUCUCUAUGCGUUCACGCGGGCAGAGGAGCUGUGGAAGGCCCUGUUUAUACGAGCGCUACCGUCGGAGUUUUCGUGGCACGGCGACUGGCAUUCGACGUACUUGAAUCUGCCGCCGUCAAAGGUUGCCUCGCCCGAUUGCUCGCAGCUGUUCUCGGAUACGCUUCAUAGACCGUUUCAGUGCUCGCAUCUCCCUCUGCCGAUGUACUCGAGCAUACCGGCAAGGAACCAGAUACCGCGGUUGGAUAAUUUGACGCAGGCCGAGUUCGACGAGUCAUGGGCUGAUCGGCCGUUUAUCCUUACUCAGCCAGUCAAGGAGUGGCCGGCGUUCAAAUCCUGGUCUGUCGAAUGCAUAUUGGAUAAGCAUGCGGAAACCCUUUUCCGGGCAGAGGCGGUCGACUGGCCGUUCAAGACAUAUGUUGACUACAUGCACAAUAACUCGGAUGAGAGUCCGCUCUAUCUAUUCGAUAAGAACUUCGUUUCGAAGAUGGGGCUAUCCGAUGGCGGCGAGAACAAGGACGAGGGUGGUGUUGUGUUUUGGCCACCGUCAUGCUUCGGGGCUGAUCUGUUUGCCGUGCUGGGCUCCCAGCGACCUGACAAGGAGUGGCUGAUUAUCGGCCCUGCCAGGAGCGGGAGUACCUUCCACAAGGAUCCCAAUGCUACCAGUGCCUGGAAUGCGGUUCUGCGUGGUUCCAAGUAUUGGAUUAUGUUUCCUGGCUCGGCGUCACUUCCGCCUCCGCCGGGUGUAUACGUUUCCGCAGACCAGUCUGAAGUCACCUCCCCUCUCAGCAUUGCCGAGUGGCUGCUGAAUUUCCAUGAGGAAGCGCGGAAUACGUCUGGAUGCCUGGAAGGGAUAUGCGGUGAAGGGGAGGUCCUACACGUCCCUUCCGGCUGGUGGCAUCUGGUCGUUAAUCUAUCGGAGUCGGUAGCUAUUACGCAGAACUUUGUCCCUCGCAGACACCUCCGCUCUGCGUUGGAUUUCAUGAAGCACAAGGCCGAUCAGGUUUCUGGAUUCCGUAAGGAUAUUGCAGACCCUUACGGGCUGUUUGUGCAGAGGAUGAAAGAAACGUAUCCGGAUAUGCUUGAGGAGGCAUUGCUGGAAAUAGAGGCAAAGAAGAAACGGAAGUGGGCAGAAGUUGUAAAAAGUUCAAAUGUUUCUACUGAUGGAGGGUUUAGCUUUGGAUUUGGUGACGAGAGCGAUGCUGAAGUGCCGUAG